UUACUAUGGGAUGGUAGGGGCCUGAGCGUCGGAGAAGCAGGGAAGCAGAGCCCAAGGAAAAGGGCUUGGAUUUAGAAGAAGCAAGCCCUACUGGGGAUAUUUUUUUGGGGGGGGAUCUUGGUGGUGCGGAGGGAGGAAGAGGAGCUUGUGUAGCCCGGCCGAACUUGAGGCAGCGCGAAGGCCCCCUCAGGCGGCGCCGAGGGCAGCCCCGCCGCCGGGGCCUGGUGCAGCCGCCGCGGCCGCUGUCAGGGAAGCGCAGGCGGCCAAUGGAACCCAGGAGCGGCCGCUGCUGCUGAGGCGGCGGUGUCGGCAGCCCGACCCCGACCGCCCGCACCCCCUCCGCGGGGGUCCCCCGGAGGAGCAGCUUUACUCCUUGGAAGCACUUCCGGAGAGAAAUCAUAUUUCCUUGGUUUUCCCGCUUCUCAGAGCUGGGUGCACACUGCAUGAGAACAUAUUUGCUGAACGCCAUCCAAAGCAGCAAAUUGAGAUUCUUUGAUUUGGGGAAGAACUUUGGGAGGAACCUUUCAGUAAUUGGCAUGAGAUAAGAGAGAACCUAGUCCAAGCCCAUGUGGGGCUGGCAGCAGGGAGGAUCAGUUCAGAGAGAGCCCCUCCAGUUCUUGGAGUGUGUAUAUGAUAAUGGGGAAAGUAGUGUUGGGAUAGCAGAGGGCUGUCAUAAAUGUUUUGGAAGAUUUUCAAACAACGAGCUUGGAAGCUCGAAGUCUGGCUGUGGCCAUGGGAGACACGGUAGUGGAACCUGCCACCCUGAAGCCAACUUCUGAGCCCACUCCUGGUCCAUCAGGGAAUAACGGGGGCUCCUUGCUAAGCGUCAUCACGGAGGGGGUCGGGGAACUAUCAGUGAUUGACCCCGAAGUGGCCCAAAAGGCCUGCCAGGAGGUGCUAGAGAAGGUCAAGCUUUUGCAUGGAGGCGUGGCCGUUUCUAGCAGAGGCUCUCCACUGGAGGUGGUCAAUGGGGAUGGUGUGGACAGUGAGAUCCGCUGCCUGGACGAUCCUCCUGCCCAGAUAAGAGAGGAGGAAGAUGAGAUGGGGGUCACUGUGGCCUCGGGCACAGCCAAGGGAGCAAGAAGGCGGCGGCAGAACAACUCAGCCAAACAGUCUUGGCUGCUGAGACUGUUUGAGUCAAAACUAUUUGACAUCUCCAUGGCCAUUUCAUACCUGUAUAACUCCAAGGAGCCGGGAGUGCAAGCCUACAUCGGCAAUCGGCUCUUCUGCUUUCGCAAUGAGGACGUGGACUUCUAUCUGCCCCAGUUGCUUAACAUGUACAUCCACAUGGAUGAGGACGUAGGUGACGCCAUCAAGCCCUACAUAGUCCACCGAUGCCGCCAGAGCAUUAACUUUUCCCUACAGUGUGCCCUGUUGCUCGGGGCCUACUCUUCAGACAUGCACAUUUCCACUCAACGACACUCCCGUGGGACCAAGCUACGGAAGCUGAUCCUCUCAGAUGAGCUGAAGCCAGCUCACCGAAAGAGGGAGCUGCCCUCCUUGAGCCCAGCCCCUGACACAGGGCUGUCUCCCUCUAAAAGGACUCACCAGCGCUCUAAGUCAGAUGCCACCGCCAGUAUAAGUCUCAGCAGCAACCUGAAACGAACAGCCAGCAACCCCAAAGUGGAGAAUGAGGAUGAGGAGCUCUCCUCCAGCACCGAGAGUAUUGAUAACUCAUUCAGUUCCCCUGUCAGACUAGCUCCUGAGCGAGAAUUCAUCAAGUCCUUGAUGGCGAUCGGCAAGCGGUUGGCCACGCUCCCCACUAAGGAGCAGAAAACACAGCGGCUGAUCUCAGAGCUCUCCCUGCUUAACCAUAAGCUCCCUGCCCGAGUCUGGCUGCCCACUGCUGGCUUUGACCACCACGUGGUCCGCGUGCCCCACACCCAGGCUGUUGUCCUCAACUCCAAGGACAAGGCUCCCUACCUGAUCUAUGUGGAAGUCCUUGAAUGUGAAAACUUCGACACCACCAAUGUCCCUGCCCGGAUCCCUGAGAACCGAAUCCGGAGCACACGGUCCGUAGAGAACCUGCCCGAAUGCGGUAUCACCCAUGAGCAGCGGGCAGGCAGCUUUAGUACUGUGCCCAACUAUGACAACGAUGAUGAGGCCUGGUCCGUGGACGACAUAGGCGAGCUGCAGGUGGAGCUCCCUGAAGUGCACACCAACAGCUGUGACAACAUCUCCCAGUUCUCUGUGGACAGCAUCACCAGCCAGGAGAGCAAGGAGCCUGUGUUCAUUGCAGCAGGGGACAUCCGACGGCGCCUUUCGGAGCAGCUGGCUCACACCCCCACAGCCUUCAAACGAGACCCAGAAGACCCUUCUGCAGUUGCUCUCAAAGAGCCCUGGCAGGAGAAAGUGCGGCGGAUCAGAGAGGGCUCUCCCUAUGGCCAUCUCCCCAAUUGGCGGCUCCUGUCAGUCAUUGUCAAGUGCGGGGAUGAUCUUCGGCAGGAGCUGCUGGCCUUCCAGGUGCUGAAACAGCUGCAGUCCAUUUGGGAACAGGAGCGAGUGCCGCUGUGGAUCAAGCCAUACAAGAUUCUUGUGAUUUCGGCUGACAGUGGCAUGAUUGAACCAGUGGUCAACGCUGUGUCCAUCCACCAGGUGAAGAAACAGUCACAGCUCUCCUUGCUCGAUUACUUCCUUCAGGAGCAUGGCAGUUACACCACUGAGGCAUUCCUCAGUGCCCAGCGCAAUUUCGUGCAAAGUUGCGCUGGCUACUGCUUGGUCUGCUACCUGCUGCAAGUCAAGGACAGACACAAUGGGAACAUCCUUUUGGACGCAGAGGGCCACAUCAUCCACAUUGACUUCGGUUUCAUCCUGUCCAGCUCUCCCCGAAACCUGGGCUUUGAGACGUCAGCCUUUAAGCUGACCACAGAGUUUGUGGACGUCAUGGGCGGCCUGGAUGGUGACAUGUUCAACUACUACAAGAUGCUGAUGCUGCAGGGGCUGAUUGCUGCUCGGAAACACAUGGACAAGGUGGUGCAGAUCGUGGAGAUCAUGCAGCAAGGUUGUCGCCGUUGCUCAGGAGCACCCCUGUCUGGCCCCAUGACGACGGUGGCCCAGGUCAUCUGUUCUCAGCUCCCUUGCUUCCACGGCUCCAGCACCAUCCGAAACCUCAAGGAGAGGUUCCACAUGAGCAUGACCGAGGAGCAACUGCAGCUGCUGGUGGAGCAGAUGGUGGACGGCAGCAUGCGGUCCAUCACCACCAAGCUCUACGAUGGCUUCCAGUACCUCACCAACGGCAUCAUGUGACACCCUCUCAGGCCCCAGCGCGGUGGGGCAUUCAGGGGACCCUCCCUGGGAGAAACCCCAAACCAGGAAACCCCACCCACCCACCCACCCACGGGAAAUGGAAGGCAAGAAAUACAAAGGAUCAUGUGGUGACUGGAGAGCUUGCCAGGGGAGAGCCAGCUGUGGGGUCCAGGCUUGCUGGGGCUUCCCUGCCCCCUGCGGUGUCAGUAUUACCACCUGAGGGACUCCAGGACUCACUGCCCCCCAGAGGAGAGAGGUGACAAAUGUGAGGGCACUGGGCCUUUCUUCUCGCCAGGGUCCAAGAGGUUCUUUCCACAGGCCAUCUUCUUAAUCUGUUCUAGGUCCCAGGAAGGGGAAGAGUGGGUUCUUGGUACUUACAAUUUGAUCCUGUGGUUCGCCUUUGGCCAUGCUGCUGCCUGACUGUUCCUCCCAGGGACUGACUCCUAGCCUGAGGUCCCCUGGGCAGGUGGGCUCUGGCACAGGGUCCUGCCCUUGCUGAGUCCCCACCACAGAGACCAGAAGGGUGAUCACAAGCCCUCCCCUACAGAGGGAACUGGCCUAGCCACAGGGAAUUCCUUGCCCUGAUCCCUUCCCACAUCCAGGGAAAUAGCUCUCAAUUUUUUAAUUUUUGUUUGAAAUAAAGUCCUUAGUUAGCCAUG
Molecule: messenger RNA, 3905 nt
Organism: Myotis lucifugus (little brown bat)
Lineage: Eukaryota; Metazoa; Chordata; Mammalia; Chiroptera; Vespertilionidae
Gene: PI4KB
Product: phosphatidylinositol 4-kinase beta
Exons: 15
Coding region: 733-3246 (837 amino acids)
Biological process (GO): phosphatidylinositol phosphate biosynthetic process; phosphatidylinositol-mediated signaling
Cellular component (GO): cytoplasm; membrane
Molecular function (GO): 1-phosphatidylinositol 4-kinase activity
Source: RefSeq, a predicted model, not a curated record